UGGUUAUUUCGCUUGCCGUCAUGUGUUUGUGUGAUGUGAGUGUUUUUGUCCAUGUGUGAAUUCAAUUAAUGGAGCGCCGAAAGAAAGCCGUCAUGAGAAAGCGAACGCGCGGCGAGAGCACAGCGUCCGUGCCGCAGUUCACUAACUCUCCCACUAUGAUAGUGAUGGUUGGUCUUCCUGCCCGUGGAAAGACCUACAUCUCCAAAAAACUCACUCGCUACCUCAACUGGAUCGGAGUUCCUACUAAAGUGUUUAACGUUGGACAGUACCGUAGAGAUGCUGUACAAACUUACAAGAAUUACGAAUUCUUCCGCCCAGACAACAAAGAUGCAAUGAAGAUUCGCAAAGCAUGUGCUUUGGCGGCAUUGAAAGACGUGUGUUGUUACUUCACUCAGGAUCAUGGACAGGUGGCGGUGUUUGACGCGACCAACACAACGAGAGAUCGUAGAGAAUUGAUUCUCAGUUUUGCUAAAGACAACGGCUAUAAAGUCUUUUUUGUUGAGUCACUUUGCGAUGACCCAGAAAUCAUUGCAGAAAACAUCACGCAAGUCAAGUUGAGCAGUCCUGAUUACAUUAACUGUGAUAAAGAAGAGGCCGUCGCUGAUUUCCUCAAGAGAAUCGACUGCUACAAAAUUACAUACGUUCCCUUAGAUGAUGAGAAAGACAGGCACCUGUCGUACAUAAAGAUCUUUAACGUGGGCAGCAGGUAUCUGGUGAAUCAGGUGCAGGAUCAUAUUCAGAGCAGAAUCGUGUACUAUCUGAUGAACAUCCACGUCACUCCUCGCACAAUCUACCUCUGCCGUCAUGGAGAGAGUGAACUCAACCUUGUUGGGCGUAUCGGAGGAGAUUCAGGCCUCUCGACACAAGGAAUAAAGUUUGCAGCAGCUCUGGGCUCGUACAUCAGAGGUCAGUGUAUCCCAGACCUGAAGAUCUGGACCAGCCACAUGAGAAGAACCAUCCAGACAGCAGAAGCCAUCGGUGUGCCAUAUGAACAGUGGAAAGCCCUCAAUGAGAUUGAUGCUGGCGUUUGUGAGGAGUUGACAUACGAGGAGAUACAGGAUCACUUUCAGGAGGAAUUUGCGCUUCGAGACCAGGAUAAAUAUCGCUACCGCUAUCCAAAGGGUGAAUCAUAUGAGGAUCUGGUGCAGCGUUUAGAGCCUGUGAUCAUGGAGCUGGAGCGGCAGGAGAAUGUUCUGGUCAUCUGUCAUCAGGCCGUCAUGCGCUGUCUGCUUGCGUACUUCCUGGACAAAAGUGCAGAUGAGUUGCCGUAUCUGAAGUGUCCUCUACAUACAGUGCUGAAACUCACUCCUGUUGCCUACGGUUGUAAGGUUGAGUCCAUCUUCCUGAACGUUGAAGCAGUGAAUACUCACAGAGAAAGACCUACGAAUGUGGAUGUGGACCGAGACCCAGAAGACGCUUUACUGACUGUACCAGAACACAACUAGAUGACAAGUGCAAUUCUCCAUAUUUUUAUUUGUAGGACCUGGUAUUGCAAAAACCCAUAAUUCCUGAGGGAAGGUGUGGUGAAUUAGCCUGCUGGGUGUUGGCCUCAAAACAAACUUCAUGAUGACCGAACGACUCUGCUUUUUUCCAAAAAUACACUACAUUUUUAAAAUGUUUUAUGAAUUUAAGAUAAAUAUGAAAGUCAAAGAAUUCUGAUCUUUUUAAUGUUCAUCUGUAUCAGUGUUGCACAGAGAGGAAAUGUAAAACAGAUCCCUGCUGGAGUCAGGCAUAUAAACUCUGCACACAACACCAGACUG
Myxocyprinus asiaticus (Chinese sucker) is the source of this 1760-nucleotide messenger RNA. Its product is annotated as 6-phosphofructo-2-kinase/fructose-2,6-bisphosphatase. The transcript has 15 exons. The record is from RefSeq and is a predicted model, not a curated record. Gene Ontology annotation, cellular component: cytosol; 6-phosphofructo-2-kinase/fructose-2,6-biphosphatase complex. NCBI's taxonomy places the organism in Eukaryota, Metazoa, Chordata, Actinopteri, Cypriniformes, Catostomidae. Gene Ontology annotation, molecular function: 6-phosphofructo-2-kinase activity; ATP binding; fructose-2,6-bisphosphate 2-phosphatase activity. The coding region runs from base 69 to 1445 and encodes 458 amino acids. Gene Ontology annotation, biological process: fructose 2,6-bisphosphate metabolic process; fructose metabolic process.